AUGGCUAACGAUCAACCAGACCGAAACAAUCGUCGUUCAUCUCGAUCUCGUUCUCGUGAUCGUAAAUCGCGUCGUCAUCGUGAUCGUUCACGUGAACGAGAUAAUAAACGUCGACGUUCACCAAAAGAUAACACUCGAAAUAAACAUAGUCGUUCACGUUCGCCGAAAGAACGUCCAAAAAAAGAAAAUAAAACUGAAAAGAACCCAAUUCGAAAAUAUAAAUAUUGGGAUGUACCACCAGCUGGUUUUGAACAUAUUACACCUGUUCAAUAUAAAGCUAUGCAAGCAUCCGGUCAAAUUUCUCAAAUAUUUAGUGGUAAAGAUUGGAGUGCAAAUACUGCUGCAGCAACACCAGUACUCGGUAGUCAUGUUGUUCAUCAGUCACGACGAUUAUACGUUGGAAAUAUUCCAUUUGGCGUUUCAGAAAAUGCAAUGAUGGAAUUUUUUAAUCAACAAAUGCAACUUACUGGUUUGUCGCAAACUGAAGGACAUCCAGUUAUUGCUGUUCAAAUAAAUCUCGAUAAAAAUUUUGCUUUUCUUGAAUUUCGUUCAAUUGAUGAAACAACAGCUGCUAUGGCAUUUGAUGGAAUUGUUUUUCAAGGACAAUCACUUAAAAUUCGUCGACCAAGAGAUUAUCAACCAAUGCCAGGAGGAGGUGAUCAACCGAAUAUGAAUGUACCUGGAGUUAUUUCGACUGUUGUCGCUGAUUCACCAUUUAAAAUAUUUAUUGGUGGUCUACCUAAUUAUUUGACUGAUGAUCAGACUAGGUCAGCGAUGAUGUGUCGAGCAUUUGGUUAA
Molecule: messenger RNA, 798 nt
Organism: Rotaria sp. Silwood1
Lineage: Eukaryota; Metazoa; Rotifera; Eurotatoria; Philodinida; Philodinidae
Source: the annotation of a GenBank genome assembly